Messenger RNA from Aspergillus novofumigatus IBT 16806, 744 nucleotides. RefSeq lists its product as uncharacterized. The transcript is spliced from 3 exons. Bases 1 to 744 code for a protein of 247 amino acids. NCBI's taxonomy places the organism in Eukaryota, Fungi, Ascomycota, Eurotiomycetes, Eurotiales, Aspergillaceae. The record is from RefSeq and is a predicted model, not a curated record.
AUGGUCAACUGGAAAGCCAACGAGUCCACCGACCGUCUGAUCGCGGUGCUCAUCGCAGCUCACCCAGGCCUAAAGCUCGAAUACCAAGCCAUGGCCACCCUCUUCGGCCAGGGAGCUACCUACGACGCCAUCGAAGGCCGCUUCCGCCGCUACCGCAAAAUGGCCGACGAAGUCAAAGCCGACGCGCUGAGCAGGGGCAUCACCGAGCUCCCGCGCGGCCGGAACGGCACGACAGGCAGCGCCAGCAGCAGCGUCACGCCUCGGACCCCGCGCGGACCACGCGGAGGAAUCACUAAGCCCUCUUCUUCUACCGGGAGGAGCAGGAAGAGCACCAUCAGUCAGGGAAGAGGUGGUGGCGGCAACAACAGCGACGGCAUGUCGUUCAUGGAGGCGAUCUUCCUCGAUGACGGGCUCUCCGAGGAAGACAAGAAGGUGAAGAGCGAGGCGGCGGAGAUACUAACGGGCCUGGGGGGUAAUUCAGCCGUCGUGCAUGAUUUGACGGGUGCGAGUACGCCCACUGCAUCAUCUGCGUCAAUUGCAUCGAUGAAGAUGGAGGAUGCUGCUGAGAGUUUCUCGUCUCCGUUUGGCGGCGAUGUGAAGCAGGAAGGUCGAGGGAUCGGUCAUGUUGCUGGCGGGGGUAUCGAUGUGUCUGCGAUCGAACAUGAUGAGUUCGAUAUGGCGGGUUUGUACUUUCACGGUCAUGGGGGGUACGACAUGGAUGAUAUCUAUGGUGGGGCAGCGUGA